This is a messenger RNA of Lepidothrix coronata (blue-crowned manakin), 1232 nucleotides long. RefSeq lists its product as uncharacterized. The coding region runs from base 190 to 1062 and encodes 290 amino acids. NCBI's taxonomy places the organism in Eukaryota, Metazoa, Chordata, Aves, Passeriformes, Pipridae. The transcript has 6 exons. The record is from RefSeq and is a predicted model, not a curated record.
GCAGAUUCAGGACUUCAUGGGCAAUGGGAGUUUUUUGGGGAGCCCUAGCAGAGAGAAGAGACUGGUGGGGAUGUGAGGUCACAGAACCCCAUUUGAUGUACAGUCACAGAGCCCCACUUUGAUCUGCUGUUCAGUGCCAGCUCUGGACACCUCUGAGGCAGCAGCAGUGGCAGCAGCAGCAGCAGCAGCAUGUUGCGAGCACUGGGGGUCGUGGUCCUCACCUGCUGCCUCCCCCUCUUUCUGGUGGCCCUGCAAGCCCAGGAUGCCCAGUCUGCUCCAAUGCAAGGGCAGGGAGCAGAUGUGGCCAAAGGAAGGCCUCUUCCAGCUCCUGAGCCAGAUUCCAUGUUGAUUCCAAGCUGGUAUCUCAAGGGGAAGAAUUCCCACGAGUUCCCUGAAGAAUUCUCUGAAGCACACCCCGAAAUUCCAGAGGAUGUCCAGACAGACUUGGAAGAAGCUCCAUCUGAGAUGGAGCCUAAGGCUGUGCAGAAGGAGACCUUCCAGAUGGGAGGAAGUGACAGAGUGCCAGUCUCAGGGGAAGAAGGAGAGGCAAUACAGGGCACCAGGGCACCUGCUCAGCUUCAGAGAUGUCCUAGAGGGUCAGCUACACUGGAAAAAGCCAAAACUGCUGACUAUCAGGGACUUAGCAAGAACUAUAUCUUAGGAACUGUAGCAGCCUCAGCUGUGCUCCUGCUUACCAUAAUGGUCUGUGCCAUAGUCAUGUCACGGCUGAGAAGGAGAGACACAGAUAAAAGCAAAGCAGAGUCAGGAGAAGGAGCAGGAAGGGGCGAGAGAGACCAAGCAAACACCAAGUUCAACAACAGCUGCCGCCUGUCACCAGGGAUCUUUGCGGCAGAGCUCGCCCAGCUAUACAGGAACAUGGGCACAGACCCCACACCUCUGCCCGCUUGUCCCAGCUGCUCUCUGGCUGACAGGGCCUCUUCACGGGAGAACUGGGUUUCCCUGGACUCACUCCAGCCCACACUGUCCUGGUGUCCCUGCUACCAGUACCAGCAGGGGUACUUUACUUCAGAUGAUGACGACUCUUUAAUGGAUAAUAAAUAAAUAAAUAAAUAUAUUGUUAAAAGACAGUGAAUUCUCACCUGUUUUGGCUGUUUGUGUUGGGAUAGAAUGCACAGAGCUGGAAGCAGGGGUGGAUCUGUAUGAGGAGCUGGGAGAGACCUGCACUCCUGACGAACACUUUUGUCCCAGCAUCAGCCUGGUUUCCCAACUGG